Solenopsis invicta (red fire ant) is the source of this 899-nucleotide messenger RNA. RefSeq lists its product as uncharacterized. Lineage: Eukaryota; Metazoa; Arthropoda; Insecta; Hymenoptera; Formicidae. The record is from RefSeq and is a predicted model, not a curated record. Bases 27 to 899 code for a protein of 290 amino acids. The transcript has 3 exons.
CAAUCACAAUACAGCAUGAUGAACAGAUGUUACAACAACAAAAAUUAUUAAAUCAACAAACAAGAGAAAUGCAACAAUUAAAGGAUGCAAUCACGAUACAGCAUGUCGAACAGAUGUUACAACACCAAGAGUUAUUAAAGCAACAAACAGUAGAAAUUCAACAAUUAAAGGAUACAAUCACAAUGCACCUUCACCAAAAUCCGAAAUUAUAUGCAAGACCUGAUCUUGAAGAUGUAAGUCGAAAAAUAUUUCUAUCUCCAAGAGCAAGAAAAUUGUAUGACAAAACAGUACAAUUAAAAAGACAGAAAAGAUAUCUCAAGAGACGCCUUAAUCAAGUCACAUCAAAUACAUCAAAAUUAAUAAAACAACGUGGAACAAAUAAAAGCAGAAUUGAUGAUACUGCAGCGGUAAGACAGCAAAUUGUACACAUGAUUUCAAGGAAUAGUAACGUAGCACCACAGGCAAGGCGGUAUACAUUAGAAGAGAAAAUGUUUUGUAUUGGAAUCUACCGCCGAUCUCGUUCAGCUUAUAAAUUUCUAUCAAAAUAUCUACUGUGUCCUUCUAUCACUACUUUGGAUACUCAACUGAGACAUAUUCCAUUAAAUUCUGGUUGUAACCCUAUCAUUUUUAAAUAUCUCCAAUUGGUGGCAAAAGAAGUCAAGGACAUUGAAUUAUACUGUGUACUAAUUUGGGAUGAAAUGGCUAUAGAACCAGCCAUAAAUUACGAUUCCAAAUCUGAUAAAAUUAUUGGAUUUGAAGAUUGGGGAAUGAAACGUACUAGAAAAUUUGCAGAUCAUGCAAUACUGUUUGCUGUACGAUGUUUUGCUUCAGGUAAUCACAUGCCUAUUGGAUAUGGAUUUUGCCGAAAUACAACAAAUACAGUACAACUUAUAAGGUAA